ACGCGUCACAGCCCAGCGUGUUCUGAUUGGACGCGUGGGCGUUUGGGGGGCGUGGCCAUGCGUUCAUUCACACAGAAUAACCCGUAAGGCUUUUCUCAGUAUUAAAUCACAGAGUGGUCGAGCUGUGGGAUAUUAUCUCCUAAACUGCAGGUGGAAGUUCUUUCUUUCUCUCUUCAGCAGCUCACAGAGGUGAAUAAGAGGAGGCUGAUUGGAAGAUGAAUCCAGGAGGACGGAGGCUGAAGCAGUGGCUCAUAGAGCAGAUUAACAGUAAUAUUUAUUCAGGCUUGCUGUGGGAGGAUGAAGCUCACACCAUGUUCCGCAUCCCAUGGAAACACGCCGGGAAACAGGACUAUAACCAAGAGGUGGACGCCUCCAUUUUUAAAGCCUGGGCGGUGUUUAAGGGCAAGUUUAAAGAAGGGGAUAAAGCUGAACCUGCUACGUGGAAGACCAGACUCCGAUGCGCGCUCAACAAAAGUCCAGACUUCGAGGAGGUAACGGACCGCUCGCAACUGGACAUCUCCGAGCCGUACAAGGUGUACAGGAUUGUCCCUGAGGAAGAGCAGAAGUUAGGUAAAAACGUCAGCCCGACCUUGAAUAUGAGCUGCCCAAAUGAUGGAGUCGAUAUGGUUUGCAACACACCUGAUCUCGAUCAACUCAUUAAAGAGGCAUCUGACGAAUACACAGGCAUUAUCAAGAGAAGCCAUUCUCCUAUGGAUGAGAAUUGCAACGUUCAGUCGCCUCAGGAGUUCUGGCAUCAGGGUUCUCCUAACGUUCUUCCCGUUCAUCCGGACACGUCACCAAUAAACUCAUUUAAUUCUGCGUUUGCUCAGAUGAUGAUCAGUUUCUAUUAUGGAGGAAAGCUGAUGGGCCACACACUGAUCAGUCACAGUGAUGGCUGUCGGAUCUCGCCCUGCCAGCCACCUGUCUCCAACGCGCUGCUGUACGGCUCGGACAGCCUGCAGACCGUACGCUUCCCGCCUGUGGACCUCAUCGACAACGAGCGCCAGCGCUACGUCACCUGCAAGCUGUUCGGGCACCUGGAGCGCGGCGUUCUGCUGCGCGCCAACCGCGAGGGCAUCUUCAUCAAACGCCUGUGUCAGAGCCGAGUGUUCUGGAGCGGCCAGGACUCCCAGUACAGCUCCGGCGUCAGCAAACUGGAGAGAGACGCUGUAGUCAAGAUCUUCGACAAUAACAGGUUUUUGCAGGCACUGCAGAUGUAUCAGGAUAAUCAGUACCCGGCUCCGGACCCCACGGUCUCGCUGUGUUUUGGAGAAGAGUUUGCUGACUUCAGCACUGCGAAGAACAAGCUGAUCAUUGUGCAGAUCACGGCUGCAAAAUGUCAGCAGCUGCUGGACGCAGUGACGGCUCACCGAGCUCAGUACAGCAGCAACCUGGAGAUCUCAGACGAGCUUUCCAGUGAUCAGAUGGCUCGCAUUUACCAGGAUAUUUGCAACUACUCUGUUCCACCGCGACCCCCAUGCUAUAGAGACAACCUGCCCAUCAUCGCCUGAAAAGCAAAUCUGAAUCCAGCUCGGAUCAACAAGCAUCUCACAAACAGACUGUUACAAAAAAUCAAUGAAAAUCAACAACAAAAACAUUUGUAAGCAUUAUCAGUUUAGUGUGGUUCAAUAAAGCUACAUGUAGCGUCAUGUUUUCUCAGGAAAUCUCAUAAAGAAAAUGUUCUCAGGGAAGGUUGUUUUUUUUUUUUAAUAUAUAUUUUGUUAUAAAAUGUACUUCUCAAUCUUUGGAUUACUAUUUUUUGGUAGUUUUAUAUGCAACCUGGCCUUUUUUUUUUUUUUUUUUAAAGAUUAUCUACUCAAAUGUGGGCAAGUAUCUUGAGCUAAUAAGUAGAUAGGUUUUACUAUCUUCAGCUUUUUGUAUUGUGACAUUUUGAAAUAA
This is a messenger RNA of Pangasianodon hypophthalmus (striped catfish), 1899 nucleotides long. RefSeq names its product interferon regulatory factor 8 (gene irf8). The transcript has 9 exons. Bases 216 to 1511 code for a protein of 431 amino acids. Gene Ontology annotation, biological process: immune system process; regulation of transcription by RNA polymerase II. Gene Ontology annotation, molecular function: DNA-binding transcription factor activity, RNA polymerase II-specific; RNA polymerase II cis-regulatory region sequence-specific DNA binding; protein binding. The record is from RefSeq and is a predicted model, not a curated record. NCBI's taxonomy places the organism in Eukaryota, Metazoa, Chordata, Actinopteri, Siluriformes, Pangasiidae. Gene Ontology annotation, cellular component: nucleus.